CACCAAACGACAAUGAUACCAUGCACCGACGCUAUCGACACGGUGUAGCUGCUGCACCACUGGCGUGGCCUGGCAGGAACGAACAGCAUGCAGGAAUACUCGAUUUUGGCAUCCUUGGUGGGGCCUCAUUUGACCCGCACAAGCAGAGCUGGGCCUUUGCACGAGAAAUGGAAGAGUUUGUUUAUUGCCGGGCUUCGCCUUUGACACAAAUGCUACCACGAGCACGACGAUGGGAACCUAGGGAGGCAGAGAGAUGGCCGCAGGAACGCACAAUGAUGUCGAUUCCCAAUGAUUUUAGCCGGUCCAACGCCAACGUCCGAUACCUGGAGUCUGAGAUGAUGGGUGACGAGACCUUUACUUAUAUCCCCCUCCUCGAGGAAAUCAUCUCAGAGUCGCAAUACCAUGAGUACAGUUUGUCAUACUACGAUCCGUUCGUGGGUAAUCUUUGCGCUGCAGGAAUGUUUGUGGGAGUGCCUGUGAUCGCAGCACCACAUGGACCUAGAGGAGCCGAUCUGGCGAUUUCACUCAUCCAACACAAACCGAAACAGCAGCCUCCGUACAACAUUCUUGCGCCACGAUCAGCUCUGGCCUCUUUUCCCUCACCAAUCUGCCAGAUCGCCACGCCCGCCCCCCAAAUACAAGCAUCAGAACUUGAUGAGCAAAUUUUGGUCCGCACAAUGGAGUCGGUCACCAUCUUUGCAGCAUCACCUAACGUACCUAGAGCAAUCUCCAGGAUGGAAUCCAGCUUCGUGGACAUCAUUGCUCAAAUACCCGCUACUCCGCCUCAAUGUACAGAUGUGACGAUCCAUGCAGCCAUAUCUCCAUUUUCACCAAAUAUAUAUGCACUGAUUGGCGAUCGCGGGCGGGUCGCACUUUGGACGCGACCCAUGGUAUCGUCUUCCAUGUCAAGUCAUACUGAUGAAGACGAUAGUGACAACGGCGAUGGAGCACAUCGGCGACAACAUAGUAAGGGGUUCAGGAGGAGGAUAAGUCAGGACUUUUCUGGAGCUAGCCUACAGAUUGAGACUUCAAAGUUUUCAGCAUCGGCGGGGACAUCCGAGGUUUUGGUCGUCAGGAAAGAGGAUGCGAAGAGGAAUGACGACCCUUGGAGGACUUGUACAUGGGGCGUUCAUCCCAACCAGUUGAUCGUCGCAUCGAGGGGCAGCAUGGACUUGGUUGACCUCAGGACUAAAGCUGUCCAGACAUGUCUUUUCGAGCCGAGGAAUAGAGAAACCAUUCGGGCUAUUCAGGAGGAUGCCAAGCUUCUUCUGGCACCAUUUCAGACCUAUAUCGCCACUUCACACCAAAUUGCAUGUAUUGACCAGCGAUUCGCAAAGAGACCCGUUAUGUCCUGGGCACAUCAGAUGGACCGCUAUAUGCCUUGUGGUAUUAAAGCUAUGGAUCUGAUAUCGAACGGCGGCAAAUAUUCGACAGUAUUAAUAUGGAACGAACGAGAUGCUGAUAUUGUUGCAUACAAUGUCUCACUCGGAUCCGAUGAGCGUGGUCCGGAGCCCAUGAUUAUGCAAGGCCGGGCACAGGAAUUACCAUCGUUUCAUUCACAUACUCAAUAUACCAACUCCAGCUCACUAAGAGACCCCCAGAAGCGGGCACAAUUUACAUACCGCCCUAACCAUCAGCUCCAGCAGGCGACCAAACCACCCCUACGAGGACUUGCGGUGCUUCCAGAUUCUAUACUUGCGGAGAAGGACGAGGAGGACGACCAGCUUGUGGAUCACGAUGUUUCAGCCAUGGGAAAAAAGAGCGUGUCGAGAUUCUCGUUGGUCCAGUAUGCAUAUACGGGUGCAGUGUAUGCUCAGGAGAUCGUGUUGAGGACAAAGCAGGAGAUUGAGGCCGCGGGAAGCGAUGUUCCAAAAGAUUCAAUCCUGGGCACAAACCUCAACCAGGAUUCAGCACCCGAUAUCGAUUCAGCAAACACGACAUCAUUCAAACUUGUUCAAGAUCUGAUUGCGAAUCAAUUUGAGGAGGAUGAGAUAGUGAAGGCGCUUCUAGAAGCGCCAAAAGGAAAUACUAUGGUCCGGAAACAAAAGGAUGAGGAAGCGCAAAAGCUGGCGGACGAUGAGAAGUUUGAAGCUCCAGAGGUACAUUUACAUCGCAAUGCGGAUCAGAGACCGCUGCUGAAGAAGCUAAAGGAAUUACUACUAGUGGAUCCAGAGGUCCAGGACAACAGGGAUGAUCGGGAUAUUGAGGCUAUGGUGGAUAAGGCCAUGGAUUUCAUCGGGAGUAUGGCCUCACCUAAUUCAAUGCUUAAGAUUAUGCAUGCGAUCGGGUGCGAUAGAUGGUCGACAGACGAAAGGAGUAGGAUCGCACAACUGGUCGAGGAGAACAUCGAGCUCGAACCGUUCGCGACUACAGACAAAGGAGAGAUUGUCCAACGCAGGAUCCAGAGGACUUGGCCGAUUUUAGGCGGCAAGGUCAACGAACUGUUACGAGGGACAGCUCUCACGUUGCAGACCCUCACAGAGUUUCUUGCUGAUAUGUACCCUCUUCCGGAAGGGAGAGCACUGGGACCGGAGCAAGGCAGCGACGGACCAUCACUUACAAGUCUUCUGGAGAAUCUCAGCAUCCCGUCGAACCAAAUAUCUUUGGAGCUUAUGGACGCAAUGCAGGAUCUGGAACAAGAACACCAACGAGGCGUUAUAUGGCCCACGCAGGAGUCUCGGAUGAUCCGAUCCAAUACAAUACGUCGGCUGGCUCAGGAGCUACUAUUGUCGGGUAUAGUCGUUGUCCAGUCAAUCGAGCCGUAUACUACUAAUGGCCAGGAAGCAACCUCAUCGGCCCAGGAAUACCCGACAUUCCAAUAUCUGUUCCAGAGCGCGAAGAAGCCGCCAAAGGUCAUCUUGUCGAAAGUAUGCAAGGAGAUUCUCAGCGACUGGAAUGUGGGCGAGGAUGUCACAAAGUACGCGUAUCGACUGCCGGAGAGGAUGACCAAUCUUGUUCGACAGGAAAGCGAUGCCGAGGACGUGGAUGAGGAAGAGAUCAAGGAGCGUAACGAGCGGUUGCUAGAAUUGCGGCGAAAGCGUGAGCAGCGCGAGAUCAAGAUCUUGGCGGCACGCAAGAACGACCACGGGUAUAAUACCAGUGCAGGAGGAUCUGCUUCCCAGCCCGCUGGAAUCGUCACGAGCAUGUUUGACUCGAGUCCGUUUGGAGAGGCAGAUGAUGAUGGUAUGUUUUCUAUGCCGACCGUCAUCUCGGCCUCGCAGCCCGUAUCAAACGUUAGGGCUGGACUGACACCACAACGGACUAAGCCCAAGGUGGUGCCGCCCAUGAAGCCAGUAUUUUCAGCAUCGCAACCCAAUAUGGUAUCAGCAACGACAGAGAGAAUGCCACAUCCGCAUGGUGUGCGACCCAUGCCGUCGCAUGAUAUUUCGUUUCAGUCAGUCAGUUUUGCUCAGAGCGAGGACUGGGAGGCGACAUUGUCAAUGGAGGACCGAACGCAGGCUGUUUCAUGGAGCCAGGAUUUUGGUACAGAUCUCAGUCAGAGCGAGAGCGUGGGUUUAAGCCAGGACGCAGGGGGGGCGAUGUGGAGCGCGAGCCAGCCUGUACGGGGAAACUUUGCGAAUCGGAAGGUGGUUGCUGGAUCAGGGUCUGGACAGGCAAAGAAGAAAAAGAAGCCGCGGUCGCAAGGAUUUUAGAAGGGGCAUUUGUCAUGAGUCCUUUUUUUUUUUUGCAUUUUAAUCUUGUACAUUACUAGGCGUAGCUCUUAAUUGCAUGCUGCAGUCUGCAUGUUCAAUAGAAACGACAAUAGAAAGUAGAAAGUG
Messenger RNA from Gamsiella multidivaricata, 3779 nucleotides. RefSeq lists its product as uncharacterized. The transcript has 7 exons. The coding region runs from base 21 to 3653 and encodes 1210 amino acids. Gene Ontology annotation, molecular function: RNA polymerase I core promoter sequence-specific DNA binding. The record is from RefSeq and is a predicted model, not a curated record. Gene Ontology annotation, cellular component: fibrillar center. Lineage: Eukaryota; Fungi; Mortierellomycota; Mortierellomycetes; Mortierellales; Mortierellaceae. Gene Ontology annotation, biological process: transcription by RNA polymerase I.